ACUUCAUGUUUGGAAUGCCGGGGGAGGGGUCGCUCAGUCCAGGUCUCACAUACAGAAAGUGGUUGUUACCAGGCACACCAGAACACGUGUGAAAGGUUUCAAAGAGUGGAAGGUGCAAAGGUUAGGAGCUGUGUGACAGCUGUUGUGAGGGCUGGACGCAGUCCACAGGUCUACUGCCACACCUGACGUCCCAUUGAUUCAAGAAAUGACGGAAAAGGCUCUUGAUGUGGUGGUGGUUGGCUCCUGCAUGACCGACUUGGUGAGCCAGGCACCCAGGCUGCCCAAGGCCGGCGAGACCAUUCAUGGCCAUAAAUUCUUCAUUGGCUUUGGAGGAAAAGGAGCCAACCAGUGCAUACAGGCUGCCCGGCUGGGGGUUAAAACUGCCAUGAUCUGCAAGGUUGGUAAAGACUUCUUUGGAAACAAUUACAUCCAGAAUUUCAAGGACAAUGAAGUACUCACAGACUUCGUCUCGCAGACCAGUGAUGAAGCUACAGGAGCAGCUUCCAUCAUCGUAAAUAAAGAAGGUGAAAAUGCAAUUGUGAUUGUGGCUGGUGCCAAUAUGCUGCUGGGAAAAGAAGAGCUACAGGAGGCGCUACCAGCCAUCAGAAGAGCUAAAGUGUUGCUUUGUCAGCUGGAGAUCAAUCCACAGACAUCCUUACAGGCUCUGCAAAUGGCUCGGGAACACAAAGUAAAGACGGUUUUCAACCCAGCACCCGCCAUCUCUGAUUUGGACUGCAAUUUCUACACAGUCUCAGAUGUGUUUUGCUGUAAUGAGUCUGAGGCAGAAUUGCUCACCGGCUGUUCUGUAGCUGAUGUAGAAGAUGCACAUCGCGCAGCCCAGGAGCUCCAGAAGCGAGGCUGCAGUGCAGUCAUCAUCACUUUGGGAUCCCAAGGCUGUGUGGUGCUCAAGGCACAGGAGUCGAAGUCGAUACACGUCCCAGCUGCUGCAGUCACAGCAGUUGACACUACGGGGGCUGGAGACAGCUUUAUCGGAGCCCUGGCCUUCUACAUGGCCGACCAGCCUGCCAUGCCUCUGGAGGAGAUGGCGCGCAGAGCCAAUCAGGUGGCAGGAGUGAGCGUGCGGGCCGUCGGAACGCAGACGUCCUUCCCCUCCAAACGGAACCUCCCGGCAGAACUGUUCUGAGAUCAGCUGAUGGAGCUCUGCAGGACUGUGGUGUUCUCCUGUUUGCUGCUGACGAUGAAGGGAAGCUUCACAUGAACCACACCGACAUGCAGGAGCACCACAGGAGGCUUUUAAUUCACCAUACGACAAAAAAAAUCACAACAAAUCAAACUCUGAUCAACAAUCUGAACAUGGGUCUUUAGGCCGGAACAACACGCCUAAAUGGAUCGGAUCUUCUUCUUCUCCAAGAACAGGACGUGCUUGUUCACUGCAAAGACAAAAUUAAAAACCCUUUAAAAAA
Molecule: messenger RNA, 1424 nt
Organism: Oryzias latipes (Japanese medaka)
Lineage: Eukaryota; Metazoa; Chordata; Actinopteri; Beloniformes; Adrianichthyidae
Gene: rbks
Product: ribokinase
Biological process (GO): D-ribose metabolic process
Cellular component (GO): cytosol
Molecular function (GO): ribokinase activity
Source: RefSeq, a predicted model, not a curated record